This is a messenger RNA of Crotalus tigris (Tiger rattlesnake), 1329 nucleotides long. It is a transcript of the gene FGF12, whose product is annotated as fibroblast growth factor 12. Bases 215 to 835 code for a protein of 206 amino acids. The transcript is spliced from 5 exons. Gene Ontology annotation, cellular component: cytoplasm. The record is from RefSeq and is a predicted model, not a curated record. Gene Ontology annotation, biological process: positive regulation of gene expression; positive regulation of cell population proliferation; positive regulation of protein phosphorylation. Lineage: Eukaryota; Metazoa; Chordata; Lepidosauria; Squamata; Viperidae. Gene Ontology annotation, molecular function: growth factor activity; fibroblast growth factor receptor binding.
CGCCGCUCGGCCAACUCCCGGCAAGUCGCUCCGGAAGGCAGCCGAUCCGCAACUUCGCCGCCACCUGCCGCCGCCGCCGCCGCCUCCAUGCGCCCCUGGGCCGGGCCUCUGGGCGGCCGGACCCCCGGCGGGGUGGGGCGCUGCCCAGCUCGGGGCGGCCGUUAGCUGCCGGCGGGGGCCCCCGGGCGCCUUUGCGGGCCCGCGGCGGGACCCCAUGAAGAUCACGGGGCUGCUCUGGAUCAAAAGCAGGCAUAUGCUGCAGUGCCUCUGUGGAGGGCGCCUGAAUACCAGCACCUCCUCAGAACCUCAGCUGAAAGGGAUCGUGACCAGAUUAUUCAGCCAGCAGGAAUUCUUCCUACAGAUGCACCCGGAUGGAACUAUUGACGGGACCAAGGACGAAAACAGCGACUACACCCUCUUCAACCUCAUUCCAGUGGGCCUACGUGUGGUGGCUAUCCAAGGGGUGAAGGCCGGCCUCUACGUGGCCAUGAACGGCGAGGGGUACCUCUACAGCUCUGACAUCUUUACACCUGAGUGCAAAUUCAAGGAGUCCGUCUUUGAAAACUACUAUGUGAUCUAUUCUUCCACGCUGUACCGGCAGCAGGAAUCGGGGAGAGCCUGGUUCUUGGGACUCAAUAAAGAAGGACAGAUUAUGAAGGGCAACCGGGUGAAAAAGACCAAGGCUUCCUCACAUUUUGUACCCAAACCCAUAGAAGUGUGCAUGUACAGAGAGCCUUCCCUGCAUGAGAUUGGAGAGAAGCAAGGACGUUCUCGGAAGAGUUCGGGGACGCCCACCAUGAACGGAGGCAAAGUGGUCAACCAGGACUCCACAUAGCCUGACCAAGUGCCCACCACCCUCCUCCUCUUCCUCACGGGCAACCAAUCCCUGCCACUUGCCCACCGCCACCCGCCCGCUCGCCAGGCCCCCCACCCCAGCGAGGCUGGAGCCGAGAUCCACGGGCGACUUCCCUCCGCGCAGGACGAGGCGUCCAUGCCUCCUGCUCUGGGACAGAGUCCAGCGUACACACACACACACACACACACACACACACACACACACACACACACUUGUAGGCACACCCACAAACACACGUGAAAGGGAGUGUAUAUUCAACUGAGCGUGGACGCAGGAGAGCUUCAUUGAAUAUAGAUUCCAUCUAGGAUUCCCAUUUACAUUUGAAACAGCAAAACUCUGCUCCAUUACUUGGAUGGGGGAACUGGUCAUCCCCGCAUAACAAAUAUUAUUAUUACUAUAAAUAAAUUAUCUAUCUAUAAUAAAUGCAUAAUAAAGGUGUUAUCUUUAAAAAUAAAACAGAUUUGCUUUUUGGA